AUGGACUGGAAGACUCUGCAGGCCCUGCUCAGCGGGGUCAACAAGUACUCCACGGCCUUCGGCCGCAUCUGGCUCUCCGUGGUCUUUGUCUUCCGAGUGCUGGUCUACGUGGUGGCGGCCGAGCGGGUCUGGGGGGAUGAGCAGAAGGACUUUGACUGCAACACGCGCCAGCCGGGCUGCACCAACGUCUGCUACGACCACUUCUUCCCCAUCUCCCACAUCCGCCUCUGGGCCCUGCAGCUCAUCUUCGUCACUUGCCCUUCCCUCCUGGUCAUCAUGCACGUGAGCUACCGGGAGGACCGCGAGAAGAAGAACCGGGAGAAAAACGGGGAGAAUUGCCCCAAGCUCUACAGCAACACGGGCAAGAAGCACGGUGGGCUGUGGUGGACGUACCUGCUCAGCCUCUUCUUCAAGCUUAUCAUAGAGAUCUUGUUCCUCUACCUCCUCCACAAGAUGUGGGACAGCUUUGACUUGCCACGGCUGGUCAAGUGCUCCAACGUGGAGCCCUGCCCCAACACUGUGGACUGCUACAUCGCUCGGCCCACUGAGAAAAGAGUCUUCACCUAUUUCAUGGUCGGAGCCUCCUCCAUCUGCAUCAUCCUCACCGUCUGUGAGAUCUUCUACCUCAUCUUCAAGCGGGUUGUGCAGAGCACACGGAAGUGGAGGAAGUCCAUCAAGCGCUCCGUCAGCUACAGCAAGGCCUCCACCUGCCAGUGCCACCUCAAGACAGAGGAGAAGGACAACAAGUCCCAGACGAGGUGUGUGGCAGCCCUGUGA
Messenger RNA from Chaetura pelagica (chimney swift), 777 nucleotides. Its product is annotated as gap junction beta-3 protein-like. The transcript has a single exon. Gene Ontology annotation, biological process: cell communication. The record is from RefSeq and is a predicted model, not a curated record. Gene Ontology annotation, cellular component: connexin complex. NCBI's taxonomy places the organism in Eukaryota, Metazoa, Chordata, Aves, Apodiformes, Apodidae. Bases 1 to 777 code for a protein of 258 amino acids.